Molecule: messenger RNA, 1053 nt
Organism: Coffea eugenioides
Lineage: Eukaryota; Viridiplantae; Streptophyta; Magnoliopsida; Gentianales; Rubiaceae
Product: gibberellin 2-beta-dioxygenase 8-like
Exons: 3
Coding region: 1-1053 (350 amino acids)
Molecular function (GO): dioxygenase activity
Source: RefSeq, a predicted model, not a curated record
AUGAUCGAGUACUCCAACUCCAACCCCCCUCUUCUUCAGGACUAUGCACAACUCGUCCAUAAACUGCAAAGCCAUGUAGGAGUUGAUCAAUGUGAAGAAGAAGGAAUGAUGAUGAUGAUGGUGCAGGAGGAAUGUGAACUACCCCUGAUAGACCUCGGCGUGCUCAUCACUAGUGAAUCAUCAUCAGAUGAAGCAAGCAAGCGGGAGUGCAUGGCGAAAAUCGCCAAGGCAUCGUCAGAAUGGGGGUUUUUCCAAGUUGUCAACCACGGAGUGAGCUCUGAGCUGCUGCGAAAGAUGAGGGAAGAACAGAUUAAGCUGUUUCGGGCGCCCUUCGAGAAGAAAGCCUCGUCUGGGCUGCUUAACAAUUCAUACAGGUGGGGAACUCCGACAGCUACUUGUCCCAAGCAGUUCUCCUGGUCUGAGGCCUUCCAUAUUCCCCUCGCCAAGAUUUCAGACCAAGCCUCUUAUGGAGACUUCACCUCUUUAAGGGAAGUGAUGGUGGAAUAUGCAGAAGCAAUGCAAGGAGUAGCCAAGCUAUUGGCUGGAGUGCUGGCAAUGAAGAUGGGCCGUCCAAAGCAAGUUCUGGAAGAAAUAUGCGAUGAAAACACAUGCUUCCUUCGCUUGAAUCGAUAUCCUGCCUGUCCAAUUUCACCGGAGAUUUUUGGCUUAGUACCCCACACGGAUAGUGAUUUUCUUACCAUCCUUCAUCAGGAUGAAGUUGGCGGACUUCAACUCAUGAAGGAUUCCAAAUGGGUUGCUGUCAAACCCAACGCAGACGCACUCAUUGUCAACAUUGGAGAUCUCUUCCAGGCUUGGAGCAAUGAUGCGUACAAGAGUGUAGAGCACAAAGUGAUGGUGAAGAGGAAGGUGGAGAGAUUCUCAAUUGCGUAUUUCCUGUGCCCUUCCUACGAAUCUGAGAUUGGCAGCUGCAAACGGGAGCCUUCUGCCUCCGUCUACAAGGCCUUCACGUUCGGCCAAUACAGACACCAAGUCCGCGAAGAUGUCAAAUCCAUCGGCCACAAAGUAGGCCUUUCCAGAUUUCGAGUACAAUAA